Molecule: messenger RNA, 1860 nt
Organism: Dunckerocampus dactyliophorus (ringed pipefish)
Lineage: Eukaryota; Metazoa; Chordata; Actinopteri; Syngnathiformes; Syngnathidae
Product: histone H2B-like
Exons: 1
Coding region: 561-935 (124 amino acids)
Cellular component (GO): nucleosome
Molecular function (GO): DNA binding; structural constituent of chromatin; protein heterodimerization activity
Source: RefSeq, a predicted model, not a curated record
CUGUAUGGCAUGACAACCCAACGGCUCUUUUAAGAGCCACACACUUCUCUUAAAAGCAACCAUUUGCUGUACUGUAAUCGUUACUGUUAACAAAUCUACAGUACAAAAUACCUUGUAAGUGGGUAAAACUCGUUAUACAGGGUUUUCUAUAGGCCAGCCGUAACCGUACUGUGCGAUGCAACUCAAACAGGAAACUGGAACGAGACCUUUUUCAUGGGCUUUAUUUUAUACAAAUGCAGUUUCAGUAACAGUUGCAGUUAAUUCCGAGUUAUCUGCAAGUUUUGAACGACUCGGCUCAUACCAUCUGUGGAGUAGCGAGAAUUUAUUUUUGAACUAAGUAUGUAGUAUAUACAUAUCCGACGUGUAUUUUAAAUAUUUACAGGCUUUAUAUAAAACGGAGCAUAUGUGCUGAAGGCUGGAAUCGCACCUCUUUUUUAGUGUCCUCUUCGUGUGGUACGUCAGCCAAUCAAAGAAAAGCGUUGGCGCAGUUGUAUUUGCAUGGCGGGGCUAUAAAGCCACGGGUUUUCCCAAGCGUUAAUCAGUUGUAUCGGACUGCAGCAAUGCCUGAACCAGCAAAAUCCGCGCCCAAGAAGGGCUCCAAGAAAGCUGUCACUAAAGCUCCCGGCAAAGGAAACAAGAAGAGGAAGAGCCGUAGAAAGGAGAGCUAUGCUAUCUACGUUUACAAGGUGCUCAAACAGGUUCACCCCGACACCGGAAUCUCUUCCAAGGCGAUGAGCAUUAUGAACUCCUUUGUCAACGAUAUCUUUGAGCGAAUCGCUUCCGAGGCGUCUCGUCUGGCUCAUUACAAUAAACGCUCCACCAUCACUUCCAGGGAGAUUCAGACCGCCGUUCGUCUCCUCCUGCCUGGUGAGCUGGCUAAGCACGCCGUGUCUGAAGGCACCAAGGCUGUUACCAAGUACACCAGCUCCAAGUAACGCGCGAGAUCAUUUACCCCAACGGCUCUUUUAAGAGCCACACACUUCAUUUUAAGAGCAUCCAUUUGUUGUACUCACUACUAAAUAUUUCCUAUGUAUCUUGUUAAAGGGUUUUCAGUGCUUGAGUUGUCAUGGGUCAUUUGUGGUGUCACUGAUUUCUGAGCAAUUAACACACGAGCUGAAUUACAGAAAAUGCUUUAAACAAAGGGCAAUAAAGUAAUUAUAGUUUAAGAACUACUAUAAGAGUGGAGACUAAUUCACAACAAUUUAAUGUGUUCUUGUUAAUGAUAUACAUUACCUCAAAUGACCCACCUGAUCUAGGAAUUUAUUUCUGAUAAAGAUCUGGUAUAGAUACUGUAUUUCAGUAUUGAUCUGCAUGUUACUCUCAUGCACUGUAACCAUAUAGUGUCAACAAUUCUGAUGUUAUGCAUACUUUGGGCUUUGACUGUGUAAUCUGCUUCAACUAAUUGCAGGAUAAUUGUGAAUGAAACUAUCACCUGAAACUGCACUGUAAACACUGAGCUAAGACCAGCUAAGACUUGCUGAAACAUUUUGGACUGACUAAGUUGUGUUAAUGUUAUUUAUUGCAUUUACUAUGAGUCAGUUCUUCACAAUUUGGGUAAGCAAGACACCAUUUCUGAUGUUAUAUUUAUAUAUGAGCAGGGGGAAAUUCAAUUCCCUUAAAGCACCAUCUACAAAAUCCACAUUAACUUUAGAAUAGGGGACCGGAGGAAAUCAAAGAGAUCAAGGAACUGGACAAUGAAGAUGAUGUCAUCUUGACUACAAUGAAUAAAAAAGACAAGCUGGAGGUAAACAACAAUUGACAAUAAUAGCUUCUUGAUAUAUAUUUCUCUGAUAUAUAUAUAUGUUGUGGAUGAAUGAUCAACAAUAGACAUAGCGAAGGGGUGGAUUAACUAAGAUCUAC